Molecule: messenger RNA, 2630 nt
Organism: Phalaenopsis equestris
Lineage: Eukaryota; Viridiplantae; Streptophyta; Magnoliopsida; Asparagales; Orchidaceae
Product: two-component response regulator ORR23
Exons: 6
Coding region: 425-2419 (664 amino acids)
Biological process (GO): phosphorelay signal transduction system; cytokinin-activated signaling pathway
Molecular function (GO): DNA binding; DNA-binding transcription factor activity
Source: RefSeq, a predicted model, not a curated record
CCCAGCUCUCUUUUCCCAGAAAUUAUUGCUUCAUCUCGUAAUUUCAUUAAUGGCGUCGGUUAAACCAGGAAAGAGAGGUAUAGAGGUAGAAGAAGAAGGAGAAGGAAUAUAAGAGGGAGGAGAGAGCUAGACAGAGUAGCAGUACACUUUCUCUGUUUUGGUUUUCCCCAUUUGGAUGCUUCUCGCUUCACACAAACAUUCCUUUCUCAUAACCCUUUCCAUAUGUGUUCGAGCCAACUCAUCGGUCUUAUGGAAUUCUGAAUCCUGUGAAACCCUGCUGCCAUUAGUCCUUUGUGUUGUUGGAUUUGGGAGCUUGGUUUUUGGGUUCGAUUCAAAACCCUAUAGCGGGUUUUUGGGGGGGAAGGAGGCUUGGAGGAUCUCAUUGAUGAGAUUGUAAUCUGCUGCUGCGGGGGUUGUGACGGAGAUGACGGUUGAGGAGAAGAGGGGAGCCAUGGUGAGAGACGAAGGGCAUGGAGAUCAGUUCCCCAUUGGGAUGCGCGUGCUUGCGGUGGAUGACGAUCCAAUCUGCCUCAAGGUGCUGGAGACUCUGCUGCUUCGAUGCAAAUAUCACGUUACAACGACGAACCAGGCAAUCAAGGCUCUGAAUAUGUUGAGGGAGAACAAAGACAAGUUUGAUCUGGUUAUCAGCGAUGUUCAUAUGCCGGACAUGGACGGAUUUAAGCUUUUGGAGCUCGUGGGACUUGAAAUGGAUCUUCCUGUCAUAAUGUUAUCCGCUAAUGGUGAAACCAGUGCCGUCAUGAACGGGAUAACUCAUGGGGCCUGCGACUAUCUUCUCAAACCGGUUCGAAUUGAAGAGCUUAGAAAUAUUUGGCAGCACGUUGUGAGGAGGAGAAAGUUUGAUCACAAGGAACGUCAAAGCUUUGAUAACGGAGACGACCAGGAUAAACCUCAAUCUGCAAAUUCUGAAGGCACGCAGGCUGUUGGUGAAAAUGGACCAUUGGAUCUUAGUGGAAAAGUUAAUAGGAAGAGGAAGGACCAGAAUGAUGAAGAUGAAGACUACUGUGAGGAUAAUACUCAUGACAGUGAGGAUCCAUCGAGCCAGAAAAAGCCGAGGGUUGUUUGGUCUGUUGAGCUUCACCGCAAAUUUGUUGCUGCAGUAAACCAACUGGGAAUUGAUAAGGCUGUUCCUAAGAGGAUACUUGAUCUCAUGAAUGUUGACAAGCUUACGAGAGAAAAUGUAGCGAGCCAUUUGCAGAAGUAUAGACUCUACCUUAAAAGACUUAGUGCAGUGGCCAGCCAACAAGCUAGCAUGGCUGCUGUUUUAGGUGGAAGAGAUGCCUCUUACCUCCACAUGGCCUCUUUUAAUGGUUUUGGAACUUUUCAUGGUCUGUCAUCUUCAGCGCCACUCCAAGGCUUUGCACCAUUCCAACCAAAUGGAAUUUCAAGCAGACCAAACCCAAAUUUGUUGGGACUUCCAGGACUUGCUCCUGGAACUGUUCAAAUUCGUUCUCAAAAUACUACAAAUAAUCCCAUGAAUGAUCUCUCUAAGUUUCAGCACCUUCCUGUUCCUUCGAAUCAACACGAGAACUUACUUCAGGGCAUCCCCACAUCUUUGGAACUCGACCAACUCCAACAAAAACAAAAGCGGAUACAGGAAGCAAAUCACCGUUCGCCAGGCGUCUUCUCCGGCACAUCAAACAAUAAUUUCAUCAGUGCUGCAAACAGUUCUUUGUUAUUACCCUCCAUUGCGAUACCAUCCAUUGGAGCAGAUCGUCUUGAGAUGAGCAGCGGAUGCAAUGAAUCGUGGCAAAAUGCUCCUUCUUUGAGUGGAUACAAUGCCAACACUUUGUCCAUGGGAGGCCCUUAUGGUAAUGACUGUGUGGCUUCAAACAACAUGGGUGGAAAUCUAGCUUCGACAGUUCCUCCGUUCAAUGGAAACCCGAUGAAUAUUUCCUCUAACAACUUACUCGUGACGGCCGGGAAUGCGUUGCUUAUGCCUUCAGGAAUCGAAGUAGACCCCAAGUUCUUGAGUUUCCGAUGUUCUGCAAACCCUAAGCAAAGAUCGGAGGAUUCAGUACAACACAAUGAGAUUACAUUGAAUUCUUCCUUGACCUCCACUUUGCCGAAUCAGACUCUUCUCAACACUGUUGCUGAUACCCAGAGCUUGCAAGGUCGAAUUUAUAACAAAAAGGUGGAUUUAGGCAUGAUGAACCAGCCAAGUUUUGAUUCAUCUUUGACAUCGCAGCAUGCCAAGAUGAAUAAAACGAAUAUUGAAAGCCGGCUUUUUUUUAAUGAGGAAAAUCUGUUGGGGUCUUCUAAGAUGCAGGGUGGGUUUGCAUCUAGUAGUUGCAACUUUGAUGAGCUAAUGAAUGCAAUGAUCAAACCGGAGAGAGAUGACAUCAUAUUUGUGGAUGGAGAAAUAGGCUCUGAUCUCUUUCCUUUGAGCACUUGCAUGUGAAGGCCUCUCUUUUCCAGGUGAUGGAAUUGAAGUAUAAUUUCUCAACUUGAGAUGUUUCCUUCAUCAAAACUUUGAUGAUUUAAUGAUCUUAUCUUCAUAUUCUUCUUUGAUGUGUAUAGUCUUUAGAAAAUAGCUGCUAAAACUGUUCCAAGUUUUUUUCUUCUUUAAUGUCAUUAUUAAUUAGAAUUUUGUAUUUGGUUAGCUUUUAUCC